Messenger RNA from Ectocarpus siliculosus, 2897 nucleotides. The record is from the annotation of a GenBank genome assembly. Lineage: Eukaryota; Phaeophyceae; Ectocarpales; Ectocarpaceae.
UUGCCAGGAAACUUUCUCCUAUCCCUUUUUCUUCCUUUUCGCCGUCGCACACCAGAGCUUGUUGUGCUUCUUGGAGGUAAAGGCGGGAAAAGUGUGGCAAACAGCUUGCAGCAAGGUCUGGACCUGUUUUUGAAUUUGCUCCCACGAAAUAGAACAAAAUCCUCGGAGCAGACAUGUGGACGCCGGAGAUGCGGAGCGCAGCUGCGGAGGCAGCAAGAGAGGUGCUGGAGGGCGUUGAUCCUAUCAGGGCAGUGGCGACGUUGGCGGUGUGCUACGCGGUGUUGAAGCUGGUGCACCUUGUCGUGACAGCCCCGGCGAUCCCAACAUCGGUGUGGGUGCCCCUUGAACCAGCUGAAUCUGCGGCGGAAGGUCUUUCGGGGCCGUCUUGCAAAGGGAUGCAACUCAAGGAUCCUGAGCGGCCAGGCUUCAUCCAGUGCUUCGACCCUUGUACCCUCCAGCGCUUGGGGGAGGUUAAGGCCAUGGAUGCAGCUGAUGUGGAAGAUGUAGUACGACGUGCACGCGUUGCCCAGGAGGAGUGGGCUCUGACGACCUUUGCUGAGAGAAGGCGGGUUCUCGCAUGCCUGCAGAGGUACAUUCUUGACAACCAAGACGACAUUGCCAGAGUGGCGUCGAGGGAUUCGGGAAAGCCAGUGGUGGACGCAUUGCUGGCGGAAGUGAUGAUCACUUGCGAGAAGAUCAGGUGCAUUUCCAGCAACGGGGAGGGGUGGCUUGCCAGGGAGACCAGACCCACGGGCCCCCUGGUUUUCUACAAGAAGGCGUACGUCGAGUACAUGCCCUUGGGUGUGAUCGGGGUAAUCGCACCUUGGAACUACCCCUUCCACAACGUGUACAACCACAUCGUCUCCGGGAUUUUCGCGGGCAACGCUGUCGUCUCCAAGGUCUCCGAGUACACGUGCUGGUCUAGCAGGUACUUUACGGCGAUCAUGGCCGAGGUGCUGAAGGCGUGCGGACACAACCCGGACCUUUGCCUUACCGUUACCGGCUUCGGGGAUGCCGGGGCGGCUCUGGUGGCCUCGCCCAACGUGGACAAGAUUAUCUUCACCGGAUCCCCUGAAGUCGGCCGGAAGGUGAUGGAGGGCUGCUGCAAGACCCUUAAGCCGGUGGUGCUCGAGCUUGGCGGCAAGGACCCCUUCGUCGUAUGCGACGACGUGGACAUCGAGCGCGUGAUGCCGUUCGUCAUGAAGGGCUCGUUCUUCAACGCCGGUCAGAACUGCAUCGGCGUGGAGAGGGUCUACGUGUACGAGAAAGUGUACGAUCGAUUUGUGGCGAGGGUCACCGAGCUUGCGUCAAAGCUCCGCCAGGGGCCGGUGCUGGGGCCAGAAUCGGUCGACUGCGGGGCGAUGGUCAUGCCCGCUCAGCUGGACAUCGUGCAGGAUCUGGUGGAUGAUGCGGUGUCGAAAGGAGGCAAGGUCACCACAGGCGGCUCGAGGAAUAUGGAACACCCGGACGGUCUCUUCUACCUCCCGACGGUUCUGGCGGGAGUGACUCCGGACAUGAAGAUUGCUCAGGAGGAGGUGUUCGGUCCUGUGAUGACGAUCAUGAAGGUGCCCGGCGACAGCGACGAGACAUGCAUCAAGAUGAUCAACUCCAGCAAGUACGGCCUGGCGAGCUCUGUGUUCUCCGGUAGCAGCGCUCGGGCGGUGAGGCUGGGGGAGGCCAUUCGCUGCGGCAUGACGAAUGUCAACGACUUCGGCGUCAACUACCUGGUACAGCCCUCGGGUGACUGGUACGUGUUCUCCGGCAACGAGAUCGGGACCUUGCUCGGGGUGUGGCAGUGGGAGGAGUGGCGGAGGAAGCACGCGGAUGAAGACGCGUCCAACGCGGUUAUGAUCGCCAGCACAGUGUCCUCCAAGAUGCUGUCAGCGGUAGCGAGGUUCGAAGGCUUCACCUUCGAAGAGACGCUGCCGGGCUUCAAGUGGAUGGGGCACCGCGGACAGCAACUGAAGGCGGAAGGCAAGACUAUCCUGUUCGCGUACGAGGAGGCGAUCGGCUUUGGUCCAGGCGACGUGGUUUUCGAGAAGACCCCCUCGGGAAGCAGCGGUAGCUCGGGAAGCAGCGGUAGCGGCAUCGUCAAGGCAGCAGCAGCAACCGUACCGUCGACGAACCUCUCAGACGGCGGCGGCGGCGGCGUUGAGAAGAGCAAGGGGACCCCGUCGGACAUCCCCCCUCCCUCGCCCUCCACCGUGAGGGCGUCGCCCCCUCCUUCUCCCUCCGCGGUCGGCGACUGUUCCUGGGACGGUUCAGCGAACCCUUCCUCGGUUGUUCCCGUGUCGGCGACGGCUGGUGCGACAGCAGUGGAGACGGCGGCGGCGGCGGCGGCGGCGGCGACACCAGGAGCGGCACCGGCAGGGACAGCGCUGGGCGACAACGGCUCCGCCGGAGAGCAGAAGAGCAAGAAGAGCGUUUCGUCUGUCUUGCUGAGGCGUGUGCAGGCCCUGCACAAGCGCUACGGCGAGUUUGCCGAGGAGAACGGCUACGUGCGCUGCGAAGACACGGAGGUGGUGUCCAAGAUAUUCCAACGCCUCCGGGGAAGCGGAAGCUACCGCUCCUCGUUCGGCGGCUACCGAGUCUCGGCCGUCAGGGACCUCGCCGAGGGGCACGGCUUCGACUCGGAGACACCCGACGGCCAGCCUUCGCUCCCCGUGGUUGCCGGAGGUGCCCACUUCCUGACGUUCAAGUUCGAGGAGGAAGGGGUGGUGGCCACGCUGAGGACCAGCGGAACGGAACCCAAGAUUAAGUUCUACCUCGAGAAGCAGGGGCGGCCGGGGGUGCCGUUGGAAGAGGUCUCCGCUCAGCUUUCCGAGCUCGCGGCCGUCUUCCUGGAAGACGCGCUGCAGCUCAAGCGCUGGGGGAUGAAGAGGGUUGCCCUGGCCUGA